UUAACUCCUCAGUCUGUAGUGGUGACGUGUCUCUAAAGUUUCUCCUCCUCCUCCCGGCGGCUCCGUCAGUCAGUAGUGAGCUUCAGUCUGAUCAGAUUUACAGUGUAAAGGAGCACGCAGGAGCACAGUUGGGUCACCAUGGGCAUCAAAUUCUUGGAGGUGAUAAAGCCAUUCUGUGCAGUGUUGCCAGAGAUCCAAAAACCUGAAAGAAAGAUCCAGUUCAGAGAGAAGGUAUUAUGGACGGCCAUCACGCUCUUCAUCUUUCUGGUUUGUUGCCAGAUCCCUCUCUUUGGCAUCAUGUCUUCAGACUCUGCAGAUCCAUUCUACUGGAUGAGAGUCAUUCUGGCCUCAAACAGAGGUACCCUGAUGGAGCUAGGUAUCUCGCCUAUUGUCACCUCAGGCCUGAUCAUGCAGCUGCUUGCUGGAGCUAAGAUCAUUGAGGUUGGAGACACACCAAAGGACAGAGCCCUCUUCAACGGAGCUCAGAAAUUAUUUGGAAUGAUCAUCACCAUCGGCCAGGCCAUCGUAUAUGUGAUGACCGGCAUGUAUGGAGAUCCCUCUGAGAUGGGAGCAGGAAUCUGUCUGCUCAUUAUCAUUCAGCUGUUUGUGGCCGGGCUGAUUGUGCUGCUGCUGGAUGAGUUGCUCCAAAAGGGCUAUGGUCUUGGUUCUGGUAUCUCUCUGUUUAUUGCUACCAACAUCUGUGAAACGAUCGUCUGGAAGGCUUUCAGCCCCACGACUGUGAACACUGGAAGAGGUACUGAGUUUGAGGGAGCGAUCAUCGCGCUUUUCCAUCUGCUGGCCACUCGUACAGACAAAGUGCGUGCUUUGAGAGAAGCCUUCUACAGACAGAACCUGCCCAACCUCAUGAACCUCAUCGCCACAGUAUUCGUCUUUGCUGUAGUGAUAUACUUUCAGGGAUUCAGGGUGGAUCUGCCUAUCAAGUCGGCACGCUACCGUGGCCAGUACAACACCUACCCCAUCAAGCUGUUCUACACCUCCAACAUUCCCAUCAUCCUGCAGUCUGCUUUGGUCUCCAACUUGUACGUUAUCUCCCAGAUGCUCUCCACGCGCUUCAGUGGCAACUUCCUGGUUAAUCUGCUCGGUACCUGGUCUGACGCAACGUCAGGUGGUCCAGCCCGUGCCUAUCCUGUAGGUGGCCUCUGUUACUACCUCUCGCCCCCAGAGUCGUUUGGUUCUGUUCUAGACGAUCCAGUCCAUGCAGUCAUCUACAUUGUCUUCAUGCUCGGCUCAUGUGCCUUUUUCUCAAAGACCUGGAUUGAAGUCUCCGGCUCCUCCGCAAAGGAUGUGGCAAAACAGCUGAAGGAGCAGCAGAUGGUGAUGAGGGGACACAGAGAAACCUCAAUGGUCCAUGAACUGAACAGGUACAUUCCUACUGCUGCUGCCUUUGGUGGACUGUGUAUCGGCGGUUUAUCAGUAAUGGCUGACUUUCUCGGAGCCAUCGGCUCUGGCACGGGUAUCCUGCUGGCCGUCACCAUCAUCUAUCAGUACUUUGAGAUCUUUGUGAAAGAACAGAGUGAAGUAGGCAGCAUGGGGGCCCUGCUCUUCUAGAAAGACCAAUAUCCUCCCACCUUCUACCAACUUUUAAUAGGAUCACCAACUUUGCAUUUAUUUUUACAUCUGCGUGAAGCUCCUGCAUCGUCAGCUCUCCACUUUCAGGAUGUUCGAGGAAUCUUCAGGAAUCUCGGCUGAAAUGGGACCCUGCGAGGUGGCGGGGCUACACGGCUUUGUUUCCGCCACCUCCUACCUUCCAAAGUAACACAAAGACCAACAUAACUGACUCGAGAUUAUAGCUCCUCAAGAUUCAUUUAAAGGCUUCCUCUGUGUAUAUGAUGAAGUCCUGCAGGUGUUGGGUCCUGGUUUUUCAGACUGACAAUAGAGUGCUUCAGUAUGCAGGCAUACUCAACAUGGAUGACGGAGGUCAACUGCCGUCUGUGUGCAGAAAUGCACCCGAUGUUCUGCUUGGUGUUAUCUUAGUUUAUCCUUUUACUUUCAGCUUUAUUUUAUUUUUCUGUCAACCUGCCGAUUAUGUGAAGGUGUGGAACAGAAGCUGAACUGUCAAACGCUGAGUCAAGUACUGUCGUUUUCCUAAUUUCGUGACCCUGUGUUAAAGCUCUGAUUUGGAACAGGGUCUCGUAAGAAGAUAAUGUGGAGCUCACAUUGGGGUCCACCUGUCAGAAGAACUACUUCAAUUUAAGUUUGUCAUCUAAUGAACCAUUGGAGAAAAAAAAGUCUUUGCUGUUUUAAUGUAUGGCAUUCCCAGGGAGCUGCAGUAUUAACUCACAUGUCAGAAUUCAAUUUUGUCUCCCACUUUCUACAAUUUUGUUUUGUUUUGUUUUUUAAUUGUCUGCUCUAAGCAAACUUCCAUUAAUCGCUUUUUUCCGACACCUGAAAAAAAUUAUGAUUUUCUGUACAUAGACCAUGCAUUGAAUACCUGAAUUUGUCUUAAGUGUAAGAUAAAGUCUUUUGAAUAUGUAAAAAAAAAAAUGCAUUUCAGAACAAACUUAUAAAAAAACAUUCUCAAUAAAACCUUUUUGUGUAAAAA
Molecule: messenger RNA, 2563 nt
Organism: Centropristis striata (black sea bass)
Lineage: Eukaryota; Metazoa; Chordata; Actinopteri; Perciformes; Serranidae
Gene: sec61a1a
Product: SEC61 translocon subunit alpha 1a
Exons: 12
Coding region: 139-1569 (476 amino acids)
Biological process (GO): SRP-dependent cotranslational protein targeting to membrane, translocation; post-translational protein targeting to membrane, translocation
Cellular component (GO): membrane; Sec61 translocon complex
Molecular function (GO): signal sequence receptor activity; ribosome binding; transmembrane protein transporter activity
Source: RefSeq, a predicted model, not a curated record